This is a messenger RNA of Penicillium longicatenatum, 684 nucleotides long. RefSeq lists its product as uncharacterized. The record is from RefSeq and is a predicted model, not a curated record. NCBI's taxonomy places the organism in Eukaryota, Fungi, Ascomycota, Eurotiomycetes, Eurotiales, Aspergillaceae. Bases 1 to 684 code for a protein of 227 amino acids. The transcript is spliced from 3 exons.
AUGUCUCCGAUGGCGAUUCCAGUUGUCGCGAAUGUCUGGCCAGGGGAACGCCAAGAUUUCUCAGAACCUGAAAAUCUACGCGAAUCAGACCGCGCAUCACUCAAUGAUCGGCUAGGCCGCGUAGAAUCCCUCCUAGAGAAAGUUCUGCGGCGAUUGGAUAACCUUGGUGAGAAACGAGAGCCGCCAAUGUCACCACCAAUAGGGACCGUUGAUAGCAGCAAUCCGAGCUCCGGCACAGCUAUUACACCUGCCAAUGAAAAUGCCCCUGUUUUACCACUUUUCGACAAUGGAGUGUUAGGCUUUCAACCAUCAGACGCCUCUCCGCCGAGUAUCACGCUUUAUGGCACGAUGAAUCACGAGUGGGAGAAACUCCGUCACGGACUCUUAGCCCUCCUACCGUCAUAUAGUACUUUGAAAAGACUAGCGGCCAAUAGCUGCUGGUGGCUGGUCCGAGCCCAAUGCUUUCAAGACUACGAAGAAUCACUUCUUCCGUAUUCACUAGCUUCUUUGUCAAACCACCACCCUGUUGUCAUCGCCAAGGCUCUAUUGUGGGUGGUCAUCUGCCUACAGAACUCCCACGGGGAUUCGCCGUUGAUUCAUUGGAGCUUCCCUGCCCUCCAGCAGAACUCAUCACAUAAUGCGUCAACAUUGUCGCACAUUCGAUUAGUUCUGAUGAGACGUUGA